AUGAGCGGCGUGGGGAAUGUGGCGAAGGACCAACACGCACUCCUGGUGGCCAAGAUAGUGGCCAUGGUGGUGCUCGUGGUGAUCACCGUGCUUUGCGGCAGCCUGCCCUAUGUCCUGGACAGAUGCUUCCUGUGGACCAAGAAGAGUCCGGAGGAGACCCGCUCGUCGGCAGUGGUGCGAUGCCUUCUCUUCUUCGGCGGCGGUGUGCUCAUCUGCACCACCUUCCUGCACAUGCUGCCCGAGGUGAUCGAGGUGGUGGAAGCUCUUCAGAAGUGCGGGUUCCUCGCCCAGACGCCGUUCGCCCUGCCGGAGAUGCUGCUCUGUACGGGGUUCUUUCUGAUGUACGCCUUGGACGAGCUGAUGACCAAUGUGGUGCGUCACCACCAGCGGAAGCUUAGUCGGAAGGAGUCGGUGGCCAGUCUGGCUUUCGAAAGGGGUCGCAGCAUCCGGCAGAGUAUGCUGCUCAAGCCCCAGCAGAAAGAGGGUCCGGAAGUGAAGGAAAUGGAGCCCCAGGCACCAAAGGAUCACCAUGGUCACUCGCACAUGCCCGUGGGAUCCGGCGAGGGAUCCUCCGCCCGGGGCCUGGGCAUCAUCCUGGCCCUAUCCCUGCACGAACUCUUCGAGGGCAUGGCCAUCGGACUGGAGGGCACUGUGAGCACAGUGUGGUUCAUGUUCGGGGCGGUGGCCGCCCACAAACUCGUCCUGGCCUUCUGCGUUGGGAUGGAGCUGCUGGUGGCCCGAACCCGCACCUCGCUGGCCAUCUUGUACCUGGUGACCUUCUCCAUUGUCACGCCCAUCGGCAUCGGCGUGGGCCUGGGCAUCAGCCAGCAGGUGGCCGCCGGUCAGCCCAGUCUGCCCUCCGGGGUGCUCCAGGGCAUCGCCUGCGGAACCCUGCUCUAUGUGGUCUUCUUCGAGAUCCUCACGGAGAGCCAUGCCGGGUGGAGAGCCCUGGUGGCCGCCGUGGCGGGAUUCGCCUUGAUGUUUGGCCUGCAGAUACUUUCUGACGAAGCUGAAGGCGAUGACAGCCUCACUUGUUCCUAGAAAUGGUUCCACCACUUCAGUAUUAUAAAGUGUUUCUCUUUAACCGUAUUUAUUUGUUUAGUACGAAAUAUACUG
Messenger RNA from Drosophila biarmipes, 1116 nucleotides. It is a transcript of the gene Zip42C.1, whose product is annotated as zinc transporter ZIP1. Gene Ontology annotation, molecular function: zinc ion transmembrane transporter activity. Bases 1 to 1041 code for a protein of 346 amino acids. Gene Ontology annotation, cellular component: plasma membrane. The record is from RefSeq and is a predicted model, not a curated record. NCBI's taxonomy places the organism in Eukaryota, Metazoa, Arthropoda, Insecta, Diptera, Drosophilidae. Gene Ontology annotation, biological process: zinc ion transmembrane transport. The transcript is spliced from 2 exons.